AUGGACUAUGGAACUGGGGGCUUUGCUGUAUUUGAGUGUUUGCUGCCCUGUUCUUCCUUUUCAGGCGAUCUCCAUGCAGGCUCCAGCCCGAUCCAGGAGGAGGAGGAGCUCUCAUCUGAUGCGGCAUCAUCUGAUUCCUUUACAUCAUGGAAGGCAGCAUUUGUCCUAGAGAGCCAAGAGCAGCAAUUGGCCUCUGAGCAGAAAGAGAAACAGUUCCUGAAGGAAGUGAGGAAGGCAGAGCAACCUCCAGUUGUGGGGCUCCUGGUAGCUGAACUCCAAGCCCUGUUCUCAGCAGUGCUGCAGGAUGGAAGCCCUGCAGCUUGGCACUACCUGCAUGCAGUGCUGGGUUUGCUGCCUCCAUAUCGGUCACUGCUCUCUUACUGCCUUGAUUUGUUGCCUUUUCUGGAGCAGAUAUACCGCUGGGCACCUUGGAUCCAAUGCCAACUCCAGCUGGAUCUGCUAGAUGCCAUAGACCAAGCCUUUGCCCCAGACACAUCUUUGUUAACAAAUGCCUCCCAUAUUGAUUGCCAUCCACAGAAGCAGAGGUUCCAACGAGGGCACCUGUACUCUGCCUGCCCUUUUGUGAUGGCACAAAAGGAUGAGAAACAGGAGAAGGAGAAUUUGGCUACAUGGCUGCGGCCACUGACACUGCCUGAGCUCCAGCACUGCCUGGGCAUUGUUGGUGCUGAAGUGGCCCAAGAAGAGAACCAGUGGCUGGAUGGCCUUAACCUCCUCCCCUUGGCACUGGCUACAGAUAUCCCUGUACAGUAUGAAAGCAGAGGUGCUGACUACACAGAGGAAGAAGCUAUCAGAAGAGAGAAUAGGUCUCAGAUUGACCAGGAAGUUUAUGAGAAGAUCUCCCAAAAGAAAAGUAUUAGCUUCUUGCCAAAGACUUCUCUCCUGGGUGGCCGUGUGAUGAACAUUUUACGGACAGAGAAAUACCUGAAGAAGAUCCAGUUCCUCUACCUAAAUGUGGCUCCCAGCCGGUACUUUAGACCUUACAACCUGGUGGUUGUGCCACCAAACAAGGUGAAUCCAGAGCACUACAUCUUCUCUCCUUUCGGGAUUCUGCAUAUCCAUCCUGAGGAUGGCAGUGACGCUAUGACCCUGGGUACCUGGCACCGUCACUGUACUCUCUGGCAACAGCUUCAGUUUAUUCCAUUUUUUAAGAACUUCCUCAUAGGCAAGGCACUGACCUGGUGGAAGAAGAGUGUCAAGUCCUUAGGGUUGCAUCAGCGCCAGAUUCUCUUAGAGAGUCAGUUACUCUUUGCUGUGCCCCACUUUGGAGCAGCUCUGCUGCAUAUUAACAGACUUCUGCAGGAGCUGCGCUUGGUGACCUGGCUUCCCCAGGAGCCAGACGAGAGCUACGAACUGCUGGAGCUGCAGCAGGCUCUGGCCAAGGAAAACCACAAGGCUCUACGUCUGUUCCACCGCUGCCUGCACCUCUGCACAGCCAUUCUUCAGUUGGUUCAUGAGGACACAUAUCACAUGCAACAAGGCCUGCAGACGCGAGUGCAGGCUUGCAAUACAUUCAGGAGAGACCAGAGGUCCAUAUACCUCCAGAGGGCACAGCGCCAGGAGCUGGAGCAGAGGCUGAAGCAGGCAGAAGCCUGGUUGCUGCAGCUGGGACAAGUUGCCCGCCUCGUAGACUACAUGAUCUGCGAGACCCUCAUGUCCAUCGUGGAGGAGGAGAUAACCUCUUUUGUGACCAACAUCCUACAAGCUCCAAGGCAGAAACCUUUUCUCACAGCACAGCUGAUCUUUGAUGAUUUGGGUCAACUAACUCACAAACCUUCUGUUGAAAAGAUAGCCCAGACUCUAACUGGGGGCCUACAGUUCAUCAAGGCCUCUGUCCUGCAGGUGAUAAAAUCUACAGACCUCCAGAUUUCCUGGGACUCCCUGUAUUCUCCAGCAGAAAAUGAAGAGGAUGACUUGAAUGUGAAAAUCUUGACCUCCAAGUUCCAGAGCCAGCCCAGCGAUGCUGUACACAUCUUCUGUGGCCAGGAUGUUGGAUUGGUGUGGCCCUGGAAGUCUCUUCCAAAUACUGGAACCUUAGAGGUUCGUGGGCACCGCCUGCGGGGCCAGUACUCACCCCCCAACUACCAGCAGCUGCAGGAGGACCUUGACGUUAACCCUCAAAUCCAGCAGUCAAUGAGUAUCCUGCAGGUCCUAAUGGAGGAUAUGCUAAAGGAGGUGCAGGAAUUCUGCGGAAAAUGUCACUGGAUAACGGGCAUUUUUGAGUUCGUGCAAGCCUGGGGGCCUCAGCAGCUGGAAGCCAUGAGAGGCUCCUCCAUCAAGGAGUAUGCGGCCUUGGUGAGCAACCUGAAUGCAUGGAAGGACCUUGUCUCUACCAUGCCAACCGAGUUGAUUACAAAAGGCAAGCUGCUGCUGCUGAGCUGCCUUGAAGUGCAGACGGAGAUGGAGUCCAAACUGGACAACGUUAGGAAGGACAUUCUCACACAGGUGCAGGAUGAGUGCAGGAGCCGGACUCAGCAACUAAUGACAGAGCUCACAGAUUUCAUGCAGAUCUUCCAAACCAUCAACUCUGACAUUCAUGCCAUAGCACGGUGCUCCCAGAAGUUGAAUAAGGCAAAUGAACAGUACACUGAGCUGGAGGCUCGAAUGGAGUACAUACGAUCACUUCAUGAACUCGUCCGCCACCACUUUAAACUCUUUGAUCCUGAAAAUGAAGCGCUGGACAUCUUGGUGAGCGGGCAAUGUAAGGUGUCACCCACACCACCCAGUUUCUCUCCUCAACCACAUCUACUUUAUUGUUCUCUUCUUGACUCAAAGCUGCUGGAUGCAUGGGAGGCUUUUCAGUUUGAGAAGAGCCAGGCCUCGCAGUUCCUGCUCAGCAAGCGACAUGCCAUUGUGCCCAAGCUGCAGCAGCUGAUGGCAGCAGCACUGGUGACACUGGAAGGCCUGAUUAAGAAAGCUCUGUCUGGUCCCUACAUGGACCCAGCACAAGAGCAGAGGAGCAUCGAGCGCCAGCUCAUCUCCAUGGAGCGUCAGUUCCAGAACUCAGCCAAUCACCUCACUGAACUACACUAUGCCUAUGCUGUCUUCACGGGGGAGGAGAGUCCUUUGCAUUUGCCGGCCUGUGGGACUCGUCCCAUUGUACAGCAGCAGCGCAUCUGGCACCUGUACCGAGUCAUCUCUGAAAACAUCAGCGAGUGGAAAUGCAUGGCCUUCGCCAAGUUCAACCUGGCCAUGGCCCAGGAAAAGACCAACGGCUGGCUGACAGAAGCCGCCCGGAUGAGAACAGCCCUGGGACUACACAGCCCCGUGCUGUACCGCUGCAUGCGCAUGCUGGAGGACUUCCGCAGCUACCUGCCACUGCUCACUAAAUUGAGCCACCUCCACGUGCAGAACAUUCACGACCAAGCCCUCCUACAAGCUUUAGGGCUGGAAAGUCUCAAUAAUUUGGACUUGGUAACACUGGGCCAGCUGCUCACUUGUCCGCUCCUGGAGUUUGCAGACCGAGUCAACCAGAUCUGGCUAUGUGAAAAUGAACGGAUCCACGCCCAAGACAUCCUACAUCAGCUACAGCAGUCCUGGGAAGGGCGCAAACUGCGCCUGCUCAAUUUUAUCCUGCAUGUACCCUACGAGCCACCAGCCUCAGAGCACUCCAAAAAGCACACGGUUCGCAGCUCCCAGUGGGACAUAGUAAGCAAAGACAGUAGCACCUUCAUCCUCUCAGACUAUAGCAGCCUGCAGGAUUCCAUCCAGGAGAGUCUUCAAAUGUUUUUCAAGAUCCUGGCCACCCAGAAGUCAGGAGACUUACAAAAAACAGCCCUGGAGUGGGUGACUAUCAUGCAUAGCUUGAGUGCCCUGCUGGAGGUGUGGGCGACUUUCCAGCAGAAGUGGAUUUUUCUGAAUAAAGUUCUCUAUGAGAUGAAGAUCCAGUUUCCUAGUUCCGACCUGGAUUCUCGUUUCAAGGCCAUGGAUGACCAGUAUCGAGCCCUGAUGAAGAUCUCUGUAGCUGAUCCACUGGUCCUGUCACUCAUAGUGCCCAGUGCUCUGCGGAGUCCUAACUUCCAGGGCCAGCAACUGCAACAGCUGCUCCAAACAGGCUCUGUGGAGUUGGACAGCAUCAUAAUGGCUCUGGACAAUGUCCUCUACAGGGUGCGUGCAAACUUCCCCCGCUUCUUCUUCCUUAGUGACAGUGAGCUGGUGGCCCUGAUGGCUGCCUCAUUGGAAACAUGUGAAGCCCAGAGAUGGGUCCACCAUUGCUUUCCUCAUGUGCAUGCUGUGAGCUUCAAGCCCAACACAACUGACGAAGAGAAAAACACUAGUGGCCAGGUAGAAGCACUUACAGUGCUCGGGGCCGGUGGGGAGGAAGUGAAGUUGCUGGCACCCCUUCCUCUGCAACCAGAUCUCCCUACAUGGCUGGCCUCCCUAGAGAAGUCUCUGCGGGUGGCCAUUGUGCACAUGCUGCAAGACUGUGUGAUGACCCGCCUUAUUUGGGGCCCAUCCGUCGAUGAGGCUUUCAAGCAGCUACCCCAACACAGUCAGUUCUCCCUGCACCAGUAUAUCUGUCAUUGGCUGGAGUUAGCCCAUACCUUCCCCUGGCAGUGUGUGCUGGUAGCUGAGGAGGUGGUGUGGCGGGCUGAGAUGGAGGAGGCGCUGCUUGAGGGGAACAUACAGUCCAUGCUCUCCAUGCAAAUGCGCAAGCUUGACGUGCUGGUACAAUUUAUGCGGGCCCAGACAGCCUUUCAGGGUGAGCAGUCCCUGCCCUCUCUCCGCCAGGCCAGACUGCUUGGUGCCAUCUUGGUCAUGAUAACGUCCCAUCGGGACAUAGUACAGUUGCUGCGGCAGCAUGAGGUCAGUGAUCUGAGAGACUUCCACUGGGCCCGCCAACUCAAGUACCACCUGGGUUCAUCUCAAGUGACUAAAAACCCCCUGCAGAGUCUCAGGGAUAUUGCUACAUCUACUGGGCCCUCUCUGCCACCAGCUGCCUGCUGGCUAGAGGUGUUGGGCCGGUCCUUCCUGUACAAUUAUGAGUAUCUAGGACCCAGGCAAGAGUCUCUACCAAUCCUGCUCCCGGAGCGGCCAACCCUAGUGCUGUUAUUGGCCCUCGAAGAGGUGGCUUGUGGAACCCUACUGGGUCCCGAUGGUGUGGGCAAGACAACGAUGGUGAUUAGCCUGGCACGGGCUCUGGGCCGUCAGCUAGUGCUACUGCCCUGCUUGCCUCAGCUAGAGGCCCGGUGCCUGAGCAACUACCUGAAUGGUGCCCUGCAGUGCGGUGCCUGGCUGAUGUUGAAGGCAAUUCAGAGUCUGCCCUCUGGUUUACUGUCUGCCCUGGGCCAUCGCCUGGCUGAACUACACCACCUCUAUGUCCCACUAUACCAGAAGGCUUUCCAAAGCCCUGGCACUGUCAACCCCACCCAUCCCCUGCAACUUGGCACCGGUGUCUUUGAAAACCAUCAUGUGUCCGUGCGCCUUGGCUAUGGUUUUCUUCUGAGUCUGCGUGUCCUGAGUCCUUCUGUGCCUGCCAACCUACGCCUGCUGCUGCGGCCUGUGGCACUGACACUGCCCAGCCUGUACCAUUUGGCAGAAAUAACCCUGAUGAGUGCAGGAAUCCGGGAUGCCUCUCACAUGGCUACUCGCCUGUCCAGAUUCUUCUCACUAGAACAUGAGCUGGUGUCUGGGCUCCUGCCCUGCCGCCUGCCAUUGCUCAAGCAGGUCCUGGAGGAAACAAUUAAGAGACUGUAUGUGACCAGGGAGGAACCCAAGUCCCCGAAUCCCCGGAGCCUAGCUGCCACUGGAGAGCAUGCCCUGCUGCAAGCUCUUCUGGACUCCCAGCCGUUCAGUGUCCUUAAUGAGCACUACGUGCACAAGCUCCAUGAGCUGCUCCGUGGGCUCUUCCCUCAUGCCCACCAAGUGCUGGAAGAGCCUCGGGCCCCCCAACCGACGAGGCCCCUGAUGGUGGAGGAACUGCAGCAGGUAGGACUGUAUCCCAACUCUGACAUUUUGAAGUCUGUGGAGCAGCUGGACCAGGCCCUAAGCCAGGCCCCAGGCAUUCUGCUCCUGGGCCCUGCAGGCAGUGGCAAGACCACUUGUUGGAAAUGCUUAUUUAAGACCCAGAACCGGCUGGCAGCCAUGGAGUAUACCUCAACCCACAGCUACAAGCCUGUGGAGGUCACCCACCUAUACCCUAGUGUUCUCAGCCCUCAGGAGUUGCUGGGAUGGCUAGAAGGCUCCUCUUGGAACCAUGGUAUCUUACCCAGGCUUCUUCGUGCAAGCAUCCAGUGUAAGUACAUGCCAGAAUCUGUGGGGAUUCAGCACUGGGUUGUAUGUGAUGGGGCACCCAGUGCUGCGUGGCUGGACUCCAUCACAUAUCUCCUUAGUAAUUCCUCCAGUCUGAGCCUCCCCAAUGGCCAGCAGAUACGACGUCCCCCAGGAACCUUUCUCUUGAUGGAGAUGGCAGAUGCCACAGGUGUCUCCCCCACAGUGGUAGGCCGCUGUGUCCUGGUCUGGUGUGGUGGGCAGCAGACUUGGCAGUGCAUGCUUAACGUUCUCAUGGCAGCCCUCCCCAACAAGUACCACCUACAGAACCAGACAGUCACCGAGCUCAGACACCUUGCAGAAGGUCUGGUACCUGCCACCCUUCAAUUCCUCACCUGCCAACGUGCCAGCUCUGUGCUGCAGGUACAUGGGCAGCAGGCUGUCUGCCCAGGUGUCGCUGAAAUGACCAGCCUGGCUCGCAUCUUGCACGGUCUACUUGACUCCUACCUGCACGUACAUAAGAAAGAGAAAAGACACUACUCAGAAGUCUACAGCAGUAGUGAACCAGUGAACCAGAGCUUCAAGUCCUCAAAAAGCAGCUCUCUGAACAAAGGGUCCCAGACCAACACAGAGGAGGUGCACAAUAACCCCAGGGAGCACCUCCUGGCUGUCAGCAGCUUUCUUUUUGCUGUGAUCUGGAGUUUUGGAGCCUUCCUUCCCUUCAGGCUCUGGCCCCUCUUUGACACCUUCAUGAGGGCUUCUAUAAAUCGCCUCUCCAAUUACCCUGAGCUACCACCAUCAGUCUUGCUGUUUGAUCUACAUGUGUGCCCUGAAGAUGGAACACUGGUCCCUUUCACUGGCCAGUACUUGGGCAGCUGCAUCAAAGGAAACCUGGGCACCUUCAACCCUUCCCCUCAGAUUGAACGACUCUUCUAUGUGGUAGACCUGCUUCUAUCAAGGGGACAGCCAGUGCUGCUGGCUGGAGAGGCAGCAUCAGGGAAGUCAGCCUUCGUGGAGGUCCUCGUGCAGCCAAAACACCCCUACACAUGCGUCCCCAUCCACCCCGCCUUCGGUUCCACCCACCUUCGCCUCCUGCUCAGCCAAGUGGUCCAGGGUCAAGCACAAUCCAGUCCACAGCCUGGACAUCACCAGGAUUCUAAAGGCACCCUCCUCUUCCUGCUGGAGGAUCUACACCUGGCCGCUUCUGACCCAGACAAUAGCUGUCAGCCGGUAUUGGAAGCUCUGCGCCAGGCCAUGCACGGCACCAUGUAUGUCCAUAGCACCCUGGAGCUGCAGGCGCUGCAGCCUACAGUCAACUUCCUUGCUACUGCCACCGUGCCAGGCUACUGCGAGCGCCCGCUGUGCCCACGCUUCUUUCGACUCUUCACGGUGCUGGCCCUGGGCAGUAUGACCCCGGCGACCCUGCUGAGCAGGCACACCCCUAGCAUCCAGGCCUGGCUUGAACGCUUCCCGGCACUGGAGCAGGAGGGGCUUUUGGCAGAAUUCCUGGUCCAGGCCUCAGUGGCUGCCUGGGAAGCUGUGUGCAGCUGCUUCAUGCCUUCCCCCCUCCACCCUCAUUACCGCUUCUCCCUGCACUCUGUGAGUCACUUACUGAGCAGUCUGCAGGUGCUGCCAAACAGAGUGGGCUCGCGAGGCGGUGUGGACGCUCUCAACCACCAGGAGCACUUGCGCCGGGUGUCAGGCUUACGUGGCACCCGUCUGACCACUAUGAUGGCCACACGCAACAUUGUGCGUCUUUGGUUGCAUGAGGCACAGAGGACCUUUUGUGACCGACUGGACAGUCCUAAAGAGCGUUCCCACUGUGCCGAGCUGCUCUUAGAAGUAGCUCAAAGUGUCUUGUCUUCGAAGUCAGGGCCUCAGGACCUAGGCAAAAGCUGUGAAGAUGAAGAGAAGGAGGAAAAGGUGUCUGAAGUGGAAUCUGAAGGGGAGUUGGCCCAGUGGGAGGACUUAAGCAACAAUGACAGUGAUUCAGAGGAGGAAGGGGAUCCUUAUGCCUCUCAGCUUCCCACAGGCCUAUACACCAGCAAUCCAGGUCUAACAACGUGCACGAGACCAGUAGAUAAGGAGAACAUGGAGGGCACAAGUGGGCUGGCAAGCCAAGAGGAAGAUACAGCAAGUAUCUCAAGUUUCAAGCUCCAAAUAAAUAGAUCUAAGAGUUGGUGGCAGAAGACAGUCCGGACAGAUGUUGUCACUCCCCUGUUGCUCCCAAUGCUGUUACUCCUCCCCCAGGAAAAGCCCUCAGACCUGAUCUUCAGUUGGGAGCUGAUACUGGAGUCCAGUUCGGAGCUCCCUAACAUGUAUGUGGAGCGACAGUGGGAAAGCUUGGAGGAGCAGCUAGUCACCUCUGCUGCUCAGCUGAAGAUGAGGCCCCAGCUUGCUCUCUGCCGCUCCACGACCCAGCAUGUAGCCCGCCUGGUGCGGGUGUUGGCCAGGCCCUGUCAGCAUGGCCUGCUGAUGGCCACAGCUCUGAGUACUGGGCGCCGUACUGCGGUCACUUUGGCAGCUAAUGUUUGCCAGACCCAACUCUUUCACCUGCCCUCUGGAUCAGAGGAAGCUACUCUCCGGUGUCUACAAGAUGUCAGCUGGCAUGCUGGCAUAUUAGGCCAGCAGGUGGCCCUGUUGGUGCCUGAGAAUGUGGGUCUCACUACCUUUCAUCGUCUGCUGGCCCUGGCAACCUCCGGCACUUUCCCUGACCAGUACACAGAGGCAGAUCUAGAAAACCUUGAGAAACAUCUUCCUAAAGAGAACCUCAGUGUCAAAAAGGAAAUAGUGUUUCAAAGGUUCUACCAGCAAGUGUGCAGCCACGUGCACCUGUUCUUCUUGGUGAGACACAACCAGGCCGGUACCCGGCUGCCUUCCAACCUGUUUGCACGCCUCCUCCUACUGACUAUUGCCAGCAUCGAUCACUAUGAACCUUGGGACCAAUCUGACCUGGUCAGUGUGGCCCAACACCACCUGGAGGGGGCUCCGAAUCUACCCAUUGGUGACGGCCCUUUGAAGUGCCCAGAACUCAAGGCCUCCAUUACCAAUGUGUCCAAAGCCAUGGCUCUCAUUCAUCUUUCGGCUGCCAGCUACAUUGAGCACCUGUGCCCUGCACUGCCACUUGUCACACCUAAGACUUUCCUAGACUUCAUGGGCACUUUCCUGCUGCUGCAGCGCCGGAUGGUUCUUCAGACAAGGAACAAAGCCCAGCGGAUCCAGAAUGCCCUGGACAAUCUGAAAAUGCUGACUGACCAGCACAGUGCCUUCGCCGACCAGGUCUUCAGUUUAGAACAGCAGCUGGAAAGCUCCCGCAAGAGCCUCAUUGGACUCCAGCAACAGCUAGGACAAGACAGGGUCCUUUACCAGCAGCAGCUGGCAGAAUGUCAGCAGCAGGAGAAGCUUCUUGAGAAGCUGGUCAAGCAGCGGGAUGCACUGCAGGCUCAGCAUCAGGCUUUCCUGGAGCAGAUGGGCAAGGUGUUUAUGGGACCUCUAAGCCAGCUGCAGGUGGCUGACUUUGAGGAGCUACGGAGCUACCGAGCACCGCCAGAGCCUGUGAUCCGAGUGACCAAUGCACUGUGUGACCUGUUCCACUGUAAACCAGGCUGGGCCAGUGCCAAGCAGCUGUUAUGCACUGAGGAUUUUUAUCAGGAGCUGGUAUUCUUCCCUAAGGAGAAGAUGACAGACUCAGAGCUGACAAAGCUAAGCAUAGCUCUAAAGGGUCCAGGAAUGAGCGAUGCAGCCCUGCGCACAGUCAGUGCACCUGCAGCAAGCCUGGCAGUCUGGCUUUGGGCUGUUCUACACUAUGGGAUGGCACAGCGCCGGGGUCGGCCCACAGCACUGCUGCUCCGGCAGGUGGAGGCCACACUAGUUCGUGAGCAGGCCCGCCUGGGCCGCUACCAAUCCCAGGCUCAUGUGACUCAGCAGCACACUCUAGACCUGACCAAAAAGAUGAAGGAUGCCCAAACUUCCUUCAGAAGUAUGGCGGAGAGCCUCAUUCAGGCACAGGAUGGCAAAUACCACAGGAAGCCCAUAAAGGCUGCACUGCUCACACCCAUGCAUUCCUGGUCUGCAAAGCUCCAGAAGCUAACGGAGCACUGCACGACGGUGUUUGGAGACGCCCUCCUGUGUUCAGCUGCCAUUGUCUACCUGGGUCCCUUCCCAUCACUACGGCGGCAGGAGCUAUUAGACAAGUGGCUAGCCCUGUGCAGGGGCUUUCAGGAGCCCCUGGGCCCAGAUGAUGUAGCACAGGCCCUGAAGGAGAAGCAGAAUUCCAUCCCCACACCAGAGAAUCCCCUGCUCGCCACACGUUCUCCUUUCAGCCUGCUGUGCUUGCUAAGCUCUGACUGUGAACAAUACCAAUGGGACCGAGACACGAAGCCUGAGGCAAAGUCGGCACGGCUGGCUGGGGUGCUUCUACGAAGUCAUCCCCACUACCAUAGUUGCCGUUGGCCUCUGCUGCUUGACCCCAGCAACCAGGCCCUCACUUGGUUGAACCCUUUGCCUCUGGAAUGGGUUUCAGCCUCUUCUGAGAGCAAAGGUAAGUAAAAUGACCUUGCAAUCAAUCAAGACAAAGUGUAUGAAGAAGACAUAGGGGAGGAAGAUGAUGAUAGUGAAGAUAGCCAAGAAACAGAGGACCAGACAAAAGAGCAGGAGGCCCACGAAAAGGAGGAGAAAGAAAGGAAAAGGCAUAAAGAAAAAAGGAAAAAGAAAGAACAAGAACAAAAUAAAGCAGAGACAGAAAAUAAGGAGCAAGAGCCAAUCUCUGAGUCUCAAUCUUCACCUCUCCCCUGCCUUCGCGUGCUUUCAGGGGCGGACCCAGCGCUGGGUCCUCAGCUCCAGGAGGCAGCUGCCAGUGGCUUUCCCCUGCUACUGACCAACAUGGAGCUAGGCCUAGAGUGCCAAGAAUUGCAGUGGCUGCUGCAGCAAAAACAGCUGAGCCCACCUCAGGUGCAGCCCGGCUUCCGUCUCUAUCUGAGCACUACUCUUCCCCUCCGCUCCUUGGAUAAAGUGCUAGGUUAUGACUUGUUGAAAGAGCUGAAUGUGCUGGAUCUGGGCCUGAACACGGACAUACUAGAAGAACAGAUGCUGCAUGAAGUUUUGUGCAUAGAGUGCCCUGAGCUUGAGACUCGCCUGCAGGAACUAAAGAACAGAAGCCUGGAUGUUUGCAUAGCCAUGGAGGCUCUCGAGGAGAAGCUGCUGACAAUGGUGCUGGGCCGGAACGCACAGUGUCAGAAACAGGACAAGUUCCUACGGAAUUUGGUGAGGGCCCAGGCAAAGCUAUGUCAGCUCCGUGCCCAAAGUCAAGAGAUAGAAGAACAGAAGCUGCAGGAGAAAACAUCGUGGGGACCCUAUCAGCAAGUGGUCCAGCAUGGAAUCACCAUGGUACAGGCACUAAGCUCACUACAGAACCUGUUGCCGCUUUUCCACUUGAGCCUAGAGAACUGCUUGGUGACCACCAAGCAGGUUUUAAAGAAGUGCCACGCUCAGCCAGGUGAGGACAUGGCCAGCCAUCUGCUGCAUUUGAGAACACAGCUGACCCGCCAGCUGCUGGACAGCACUGUGGCAGCACUGGGCUUGACCCAAGUGCCCUUGCUGGGUGCCUUGGGUGCCUUGGCUAUGCUACAAGCAGCAGGAAAGGCACCAGAACUGGAGAGGUUGGCACUCUGGCCUGGCCUGGCAGCCUCUCCCAGCAGAGAACACAGCCAGCAUUUUUCAGCAUAUGCCCGCCCAUCAUGGCUAGGGCUGAAAGCCUGGCAUGAAUGUAAGAUGUUAGAGCUGCUGCCCCCAUUUUCUGGCCUGUGUGCAUCCCUUUCAAGCCAGUCUAAAAUUUGGCAGACUUACCUGUCACUAUCAUCUACAGUGCUGGGCCCUGCCCCUGGGCCUGGGCCUCAUCCCCUCAGCCUCCUGCAGAAGCUGAUCCUGUGGCGCGUGCUUCAACCUGAGUGCCUGGCAGGCACAUUGGCAGAUUUCACCACCAGCCUCCUGGGACGGCCCCUGGAUGAAACAUUUGGUGGCCCCAUCAUCCCCUAUGAGCACAGUCAGGCUACUCAACCCAUGUUGAUCUUGUGUCCACUGCCUGGCCACCCCACAGCCACCCUGCAUCCCCUGACUGUCAUCCAGGGACUAGCUGCCAAGAAGGGGCAGAAACAUGUGCAGGUGAUAGCCCUUGGAUGUGAAGCUUGGGACCCAAUUCCAGUUGUGCUCAGCACCUUACACCAAGCUAUGCACAAGGGACACUGGCUGGUGCUGGAUAACUGUCAUCUGAUGUCUCACUGGCCAAAAGAGCUUCUCCAACCCUUGCUGGGCUUGUUUGAUGGAGCUAAGGUGGUCUCUGACUUGGAGCUGGGACCACUUCUAGCUCAACCUGCAAGCAGGAAUGUGACCAUUGUCCAUAGAGAUUUCCGUCUCUGGCUUAUUGUGUCUGCAGAAGCUAUUGAUUCCUUGCCAGCUGUGCUUACUCAGCACUCCAUGGUUGUUUUCUGGAACCAGUCCCUGGAGCUGGACCACGUCUUGAUUGAUAGCAUGGAGCUAGCUCAGCAGGGACUCUGCAUGCCACCCAAAACUCAGGCACUGCCUCUCCUCUUCCUUCAUGGCCUCCUCCUCCACCGUCAGCUCUACGGACAGAGGCUGCAGGCACACAAAGGGUGCUGGAGCCAGGGCACCCUGACCCGGAUCCUUCAGGCCCAGAGCCAGCUGCAGACCAGCCUCAGCAAUCCCAGUACUGCCAUGCAGGAGCUGACCUCUUCGGUUUUUUACGGGGGUCCUGUGAGAGACACUGAGGACAGGGAGACCUUGAUUAGCCUCACUGGAGCCUGCCUGAGCCCUACUAGUGGGAGCUGGACCUAUCCACAAACACCCCAGCAACUGUUGGCCACUCUGAAGCCCAGCCUAGAACUAGAAGAGCCGGACGCUAUGGCAGAGUUCAAGGCCCAGAUACAGCUACUGUCCAAACCACCCGAACCCCGGGUCUGUGGACUAAGUGUGGGCACGCAGGCCUGGCUGCUGCGACGCCAAAGUCGUGUUCUCCUGAGUGCACUACAGAAGAUUUUACCCGCUUGGGUUCCUGGAGUUCAUGCAGGAGCGCAGCACAAGGAACAGAGACUGCGACAACGCUUAGUGCAAGCCACACAGAGACUGGAGUCACUGCAGUCCCUGUUGGCCACAAGCAUUCAGCAGGAAGAGCUGGACGCCCGGGGGGCUGUGCUGGGGCCCCACGCUCGGCGACCUCUGGAGGGCUUCCUGGAGGUAGAGGUGUUGGAGCUGAGCGAGCUGGUGACUUCACUGCAGUGUGACCUCGACUGCCUGUUGCAGCAGCUGAAGGGCGCGCCCCCGUGUGCCUCCCGACGCUGCACCGCAGUGGCCCAAGCUCUCUGGGCUGGCCGCCUACCCCCACCUUGGCGACCCUAUGCUCCCGCCGGGCCUCAACCACCCUGGCACUGGCUACAACAACUGUCGCGCCGUGGGCAGCUGUUAAUGAGCUACCUGGGCGUGGGAACAGGCUCCGAAAUACAGGGGCGCGUCUUCCACCUGUCAGCCUUCUGCCACCCGCGCCGCCUGCUGCUGGCACUGCGAUGGGAAGCUGUCCUGAGCCAGCAUCCGCCCAUCUCGAAUCUCACCGGUAGCCAAGGUGCCGGCUUCCACUUCGGUCACUGGCUGCAUAAAAGUCAGGAGCUGCACAGCCACCCACUGCAUCUCAGGGUGGAGAAUGACCCAAAUCCCAUCAUUCCAGAGAUGGGGCUGCUGCUGAUAGGGCUACAGCUCCUGAAUGCAGAGUGGGACCCCAUAGCUGGGGCUGUGCGGGACAGUGCCUCCAGUCAGCCUAGCCCUCUGCCUCCGGUCAGCGUCAGUACACAAGCCUGGGGCUCCACUGACCGGUCCCCUUCAGGGGGCCUGGCUGUGUACUCUUGCCCUGUGUACUUAGUAGGGCCUGUUGGCAGCACAAGGCUACACAGCAGGAACAUUCUGAUGCACCUGCCCCUGCCCACCAAGCUCAGCCCUGCCAUUUGUGUCCAAAGGAGAGUUCAUGUGUGCAGCCCACCCCUGUCCUGA
Molecule: messenger RNA, 14280 nt
Organism: Elephantulus edwardii (Cape elephant shrew)
Lineage: Eukaryota; Metazoa; Chordata; Mammalia; Macroscelidea; Macroscelididae
Gene: DNHD1
Product: dynein heavy chain domain 1
Biological process (GO): microtubule-based movement
Cellular component (GO): dynein complex
Molecular function (GO): dynein light intermediate chain binding; dynein intermediate chain binding; minus-end-directed microtubule motor activity
Source: RefSeq, a predicted model, not a curated record